This is a messenger RNA of Mesocricetus auratus (golden hamster), 3007 nucleotides long. It is a transcript of the gene Fastkd4, whose product is annotated as transforming growth factor beta regulator 4. Gene Ontology annotation, molecular function: RNA binding. The record is from RefSeq and is a predicted model, not a curated record. The transcript has 12 exons. Gene Ontology annotation, cellular component: ribonucleoprotein granule; mitochondrial matrix. Bases 230 to 2119 code for a protein of 629 amino acids. Gene Ontology annotation, biological process: mitochondrial RNA processing; regulation of mitochondrial mRNA stability. NCBI's taxonomy places the organism in Eukaryota, Metazoa, Chordata, Mammalia, Rodentia, Cricetidae.
CGCCGGUGACGUAUGCGGGCGCGCCGGGCCGCGUGGAGGUGCUUCGGCGGAUGGAGGUCAGCGAGGGUGGUCGCUGCGCUCGUCUCGCGUCGGCCGUGGAGAGACUGGAUUACUGACGGAACAAGACUGGGCAGAAUUGUUGAAAGAGGCUUGGAUAUGUAGCGUGUUCUCGAUGAAGGACUUUGGAAUCACUUGCUAGGAGUCCUCCCACCCUCCCUCCCUGGGCAUCAUGGCUGUUCGCCUGAUGAAAAGGUGCACGUGCCUGCUGAGGGAAGCUACCCGCCUAGUCCCCACCAUUGCUCCAGUUGGCCGAGUGAGACUUGCUGGGGUGGCAUGUAAGACUUUGACCUCCUCAGUCAGUUCCCCAUCCUCGGGUUCCUUGACAGAGCUGUUGGGAAAAGAGCAAGUGUUUACUCCCUACCCAAAGCACCAAGAGGUAGACUGCCUUAUUGAGAAAGCCACCAGGCCAGAGGAGCUGCUGGAACUGCUAGGUGGCGGUCAUAGGCUGCACCACAAUCACGCAGCUGUCAUACUCAUCCGGCUGUCUUAUCUGCUGUCUGAGAAGCCAAAGGAGAAGGCCUUGCUUGUAGAGGAUGCUCGCUUUCAGGAACUUCUCAGUCGGGUUGACAGUCAGGUAGCUUCGAUCUGGCACGGGACCCUCGUGAAGCUGCUGAGGAGCAUGUAUACACUAAUGGUUCCUCAGACCUCCAAGGAACUGCAGUCCGUGGAACAGGAAGUGCGCUGGCGUCUGCGGAGGCUCAAGUACAAGCACUUGGUGUUCCUGGUUGAGUCCUGUGCCUCCUACAUGCGGGAGCAGCACUCCCAGGACCUGCUGGCUGAGCUGCUGAUGCAUCUGGAGAGGCGUUGGACAGAGAUUGGUGACAGCCGGACAGUGGUGACCAUGAUGAUGAAGGCAGGGCACCUCUCAGAGUCGCUGAUGAACCGCCUGGAAGACAAGUGCCUGGAGCUGGUGGAGCAGUUUGGCCCUGAUGAGCUGCGGAAGGUGUUAGUGACGCUGGCAGCACAGAGCCGGCGGUCGGUGCCCCUGCUGCGGGCCAUCUCCUACCACCUGGUACAGAAGCCCUUCCCACUGACGAAAGGCAUGCUCCUGGACCUGGCCUAUGCCUAUGGUAAACUCAAUUUCCACCAGACCCAAGUGUCCCAGCGCCUGGCUGCUGACCUCCUGCCCUUCGUUCCCAGCAUGACAUUUGGUGAGGUGGCCCGCUGCGCCAAGUCCUUUGCCUUGCUCAAGUGGUUGAACCUGCCCUUGUUUGAAGCCUUUACUCAGCACCUCCUGAGCAGAGUCCAGGACGUCUCCCUGUCCCACGUGAGCAGCAUUCUUCUCGCUUUCGCCCGCCUCAACUUUCGUCCUGAGCAAGAAGAUGAGUUCUUCAACUUGGUGCAUGAGAAGCUGGACUCUGUCCUGGGGAGCCUGGAGCCAACCCUGCAGGUGGACCUAGUGUGGGCACUCUGUGUGCUGCAGCAGGUUCGAGAAGCAGAGCUACAAACAGUUCUCCAUCCUGGACUUCACACACAAUUUCUAGGGAGCAAGUCUCCAAAGGACCAGAGUACUUUCCAGAAGUUGGUCCACAUCAACACCACCGCCCUGCUGGAGCACCCUGAAUAUAAAGGCCCCUUCCUGCCAGCCUCGACUGUAUCCCUCAGUCCCUCAUCCAUUAGCAAGCAGAUGACACCUCUACAGAAGGAGCUGCAGGAGACUCUGAAGGCGCUGCUGGGGAGCACUGACCAGGGCAGCCUGGAGGUGGUCACCCAGUAUGGCUGGGUGCUGGAUGCAGAGGUGCUCCUGGAUGCAGAUGGCCACUUUCUGCCCCUGAGAGAUUUUGUUGCUCCUCACCUUGCCCAGCCAGUCGGGAACCAGCCACUGCCCCCAGGAGCUAAGAGGAUCGCUUUCCUGCGCUGGGAGUUCCCUAACUUCAACAGCCGAAGCAAGGACUUGUUGGGCCGUUUUGUCCUGGCCCGUCGACAUGUGCUGGCUGCAGGCUUCCUGGUAGUAGAUGUCCCAUAUUAUGAGUGGCUGGAUCUCAAGUCUGGAUGGCAGAAAGGUGCCUACCUCAAGGACAAGAUGCGCAAAGCGGUGGCUGAGGAGCUAGCCAAGUGACGGCUCGCACCACUUCAGACUGCUUCCAGUGACCCAGUGAGUGCUGGGCAAGCCGGCGUUGUAGCCCUUCCCAGAAUGAACCAUCCCUAUAGGACCUUGGUCAGAGCAGUGGAUGGCCAGCAGCUCCAAGGGACAGGUGGCCCUAAUAAAUCUUGGUGGACGUCAGGUGCCUUCCUAGGCUCUGUAUUUAUUGCCUCCAUUUUGAACACGCAGCCCCUGGCUCUUCAGGAUUCUACCCAGUGUCCUCUCCUCCCCCAAUAGUGCCUGUGUGAUGCAGCACAGCAGAGGAGGGCUGACCCCAGACAGAGCCUGGGGCUUGAUAGGGAGGGUCCUAGACACUUGGAUUCUAGAGUGAGGAGCUUGCCACGAAACUAGACUUGUUGGUUCUGAGAGGUUCCCUCCUGUGCCCCUGUGACUAGUGUCUCAUGGUGACAGAUGGUGUGGAGGCAUUGGGAAAAAGGAAAAGUCCGCUUGGCUGAGACCACAAGAUCCAUAGCCAGACUCUGACUCUCAUGACUGACUACCUUAACCACAGCCAACUCAGGAGCCACCAGCUCACGAUGGAGGCCUGAGCCCUUGAUGCUGUGAAGAGCAGCGGAGUGUCUGCAGGAGAUCCCACAGACAAGGCUUGCCCAGAGAGUUGGAGUCUUAAGACAAAGGAGGCUCUUACCCUAUUCUGUACAUACCUCCCAAAGCAUCAGUCUGAGCCCUCUGGCUUGACUCUUGUGUUAUCCUGCACACUCCUGCUGUUACCACGGAGGUGAAGGGGAUGAGCGGGCUUGAGGAAAGGAGUAGCUGACCACAGCUUGUCUGAGCUGACAUAUAAUGCUGACAAGCCAGGUGGGGUGGCUUCUUGGCAUGUGAGGAAAUAAAGGUUUGUCCUGCUUA